Messenger RNA from Vigna unguiculata (cowpea), 1174 nucleotides. It is a transcript of the gene PABN1, whose product is annotated as polyadenylate-binding protein 1. The record is from RefSeq and is a predicted model, not a curated record. Lineage: Eukaryota; Viridiplantae; Streptophyta; Magnoliopsida; Fabales; Fabaceae. Gene Ontology annotation, molecular function: poly(A) binding.
AGGCGAUAAGAUAGAAUGUUUGAAUAAGAUGAGAGUUAGGGUGUAGAAAAAAAGGAAAACAAAAAAAUCAGUUGGGCGUGAGAGAGAGCAGAACAGAAGAGGGAAUGGAGCAAGAAGAGCAUGAAGUAUACGGUGCAGACAUUCCCGAGGAGGAGGUUGACAUGGACGCCGACGCCGACCAACAAGACGACCAACUUCCCUCCAAUCACACAACCAAGGAAUUGGAGGACAUGAGGAAGAGGCUGAAGGAGAUCGAGGAAGAAGCUAGCGCCCUUCGAGAAAUGCAGGCCAAGGUUGAGAAAGAGAUGGGAGCUGUUCAAGAUUCGUCUGGUCCAUCUGCAACUCAAGCUGAAAAGGAAGAAGUGGAUGCUCGGUCAAUCUAUGUUGGUAAUGUUGACUAUGCAUGUACGCCUGAAGAAGUCCAGCAGCAUUUUCAGUCCUGUGGAACUGUGAACAGGGUGACCAUACUGACAGACAAAUUUGGUCAACCAAAAGGAUUUGCUUAUGUAGAAUUUGUGGAGAUUGAUGCUGUUCAGAAUGCUCUCCUGUUAAAUGAAUCGGAAUUGCAUGGUCGACAACUGAAGGUGUCAGCCAAGCGUACAAACGUUCCUGGAAUGAAGCAGUAUUAUGGAAGAAGACCUACUGGUUUCCGGUCUAGGAGGCCUUUCAUGCCUGCUCCAUUCUUUCCACCGUAUAGUUAUGGAAGGGUUCCAAGGUAUAGAAGACCCACACGAUACAGGCCAUACUAGUGCAGGUUCACGGUUUGAUAGGUGAUCACAUUUAUUUAUGAGACAAGGCGUUGUUAAUUUGCCAUUGUAAUAAUUUUCGUUGGUGAAGCAAGAACAUAAAGCUUCCUUUUCACAGAAGUUUGAUGCCCUCGCCAGUUAACGCUGUAGAAUGUAUGAUGCGGAUAGUUUGAUCACUUCAUUACCCCUGUUGAAUGUUAAAGCUGUAGAAUUUCGCACUCAAGGUUUCACUUAUACAGUGAUGAAGGCAAAAUUUCAGUAGUAUAUUAGAUUGAACGUCAAAAUUAGAUUUAGUGAUGGAUUUUUGGAAGACUUGAUGUUAACUGUGUUGGAAUUGGUUAUAGCUAGCUUGAAGUAUGUGUACUGUUGCGUGAAAUAUCCUUAUCAUGAAAUUGAGUUAUUAGAAAAUGAUAUUGUUUAUGAACUUC